Molecule: messenger RNA, 963 nt
Organism: Cyclocybe aegerita
Lineage: Eukaryota; Fungi; Basidiomycota; Agaricomycetes; Agaricales; Hemipholiotaceae
Source: the annotation of a GenBank genome assembly
AUGAACGAUACGACCUACCGGCCGAGAUGCCACCCCCUUACGCGUCAAGCUGUCCUCGACAAACUCAUUGCUUGGAUUGAGACCCUCGAGCCCGCCGAGCUUCGCGCUUUCUGGUUGUAUGGGUCCGCUGGGGUGGGCAAAUCAGCGAUUCUGCAGACGAUCGCCGAGUGGUUCUACUCUCGUGGUCUUUUGCUCGCGAGCUUCUUCUCCUCGAGGACUGUCCCUACAAGGAAUAAUCGAUCUCGACUCAACAUCAUUGCUGAUCCCACCAUCUUCCACCGCUCUCUCGACACUCAACUUCGAUCUUUAGUUGUCGAUCCUCUACUACAAGCUAUUAAUUACGAUGGCUACUUCACCCUCCCUCCACUCAUCGUCAUCGACGGCCUAGACGAACCCUUGCCCAAGCCUUCGCCCACACACGAACCUACGGCCACUUCUCCGCCUCCUGCGCCUGUCUGCCCUCCAUCAAGCACAUCCCGCACAUGCGCUCUCUCGAACGGAAAGGCUCGUACGAGUGACACGUUGGGGCUUGGUCUAGACGUUGCAGACGGUUGGGCGGUUGGCGGUGCAUUUGCUGAUGGAAGUUUCCGUGAUGAACGCCUAUCUACGAACAACACUCCAACUACUCAGCGCUGCGACAACCUCAUCCUCUCGCUCAUCGACAAGCAAGAACAUCCAUAUGUCGACAGCGCGGUGUUGGUUGAUAAAGAGGUGAAGGAGGUUCCACUUUCGUUCUGGGCCUCCGCCGUCGAUCUGCACGAAAUCUACACGAGGAUCCAGAAGAUGAAGACCGACAUGCGAUGCGAGCUCGUCGCCGUCACUUGGGAUAAAUUCAACGACAUUGAACAGAAUAUCGCCCAAGUCAUCGCCCACACACGAAUUGACGACCUUGACUCCGUCUACAGCGUCCGUAUCCACCCUCAUCAAGCACAUCUUGUAUAUGCGCUCUCUCCGACGGAAUGA